Messenger RNA from Vicia faba (fava bean), 915 nucleotides. NCBI's taxonomy places the organism in Eukaryota, Viridiplantae, Streptophyta, Magnoliopsida, Fabales, Fabaceae. The record is from the annotation of a GenBank genome assembly.
AUGAUUGUAGGUCCCAUAAAAGCACUUUUUAUGGAUGAAAUAUCAACUGGCUUAGACAGCUCCACUACUUUUCAAAUAGUUACAUGUCUCCAGCAAUUGGUGCACAUCAAUGAUGCAACAACAGUGCUUUCACUCCUCCAACCAGCACCAGAAACCUUUGAGUUGUUUGAUGAUCUUAUAUUGAUGGAAGAGGGGAAGAUAGUAUACCAUGGCCCCUGCAGUCAAGCACUCCAGUUCUUUAAGGAUUGCGGUUUCUGGUGCCCUGAAAGAAAAGGAGUGACAGACUUUCUUCAAGAGGUAACCUCUAAGAAGGAUCAAAGGCAAUACUGCAAGUACUCCUUAGGAAAAUGGGAUUUGUUUGAAGCUUGUAUGAAGAGGGAGAUUCUUCUCAUGAAACGAAACUCGUUUAUCUAUAUAUUCAAAACUGUGCAGCUUACAAUCACUGCAAUCAUAACAAUGACGGUCUUUUUGCGCACACAACUUGACGUGGACUUGUUAGGAUCAAACUAUUUAUUAGGUUCACUGUACUAUACACUUGUACGCCUAAUGGCAAAUGGAGUUUCCGAGUUGAUAAUGACUAUUACUAGACUACCCGUUGUUUAUAAGCAGAAAGCAUUCUAUCUCUAUCCAGCUUGGGCUUACUGUCUUCCAGCUGCCAUACUAAAGAUUCCAUUUUCAGUCCUUGAUUCUCUUGUUUGGACAUCAAUAACAUAUUAUGUUAUAGGCCACAGCCCAGAAAUAACAAGGUUCCUCCGCCAGUUCCUUUUGCUUAUCGCUCUGCACAUGUCAUCAACCUCUAUGUGUCGUUCCCUUGCUGCAGUUUUUAAAACUGAUGUUGCAGCUACAAUUGUUGGUUAUUUGGUCUUAGUACUCAUGUUCUUGUUUGGAGGCUUUAUUCUUCCUCGACCAUCAUAA